AUGAGCAGAGAGGCGAUUGUGGGCGUGGUAACCACGCCUCCCAGCGCCGGUCCCAGGGAGCGCUACUUCGAUCGGAUCAACGAGAGCGAUCCGGACUACCGGCGCGCCCGCAACAUGUCUCCUGACCUUCGGCAGGACUUCAAUAUGAUGGAGCAGAAGAAGAGGGUCACGCAGAUCCUGCAAAGCCCUGCAUUUAAGGAUGAGCUGGAGGGACUGAUCCAGGAACAGCUGCAUAAGGGAACUGACCCAGCAGGCCUCAUGGCUUUGCGCCAGAUUGCUGACUUCUUCAUGGCCAGUUCCAUGGCAGGCUUCCCCACCUCCCCCCUCAGUCUGGGAAUGGUUUCUCCCAUCAACGACCUAUUCGGUGCGGACUCCGUGACUGUCAUGGUGAAGGGGGAGAAGCAGUCACGCUGUAAGCUGGCGAGCCUCUACCGCCUGGUGGACCUCUUUAGCUGGGCGCACUUCGCCAGCUCCUACAUCACCGUCCGGGUCAGUAAGGAGCAGGACCACAUCCUCAUCAUCCCCAGAGGGUUGUCCUUCGCUGAGGCCUCCGCGUCUAAUCUGGUGAAGGUGAAUAUUCUUGGUGACGUAGUAGACCAGGGCUCCACCCCCCUGCAGGUGGAUGCGGCUGGGUUCAGCCCCCACGCUGCCAUCUACUCCAUGCGGCCGGACGUGCGCUGCAUCAUCCACCUGCACACGCCUGCCGUCGCCGCCGUGUCCUCCAUGAAGUGCGGACUGCUGCCGAUCUCGCAGGAGGCGCUCAUCCUGGGGGACGUCGCGUACUACAGUUACCGUGGCAGCCUGGACGAGCCGGAGGAGAGGAUGGAGCUGCAGAAAGCGCUUGGGCCCACGGCUAAGGUGUUGGUCCUCAGGAACCAUGGUGUGGUGGCUCUAGGCGAGACCAUUGAAGAGGCCUUUCUCUACAUUUAUACUGCCCAGUAUGCCUGUGAGAUCCAGGUGAACGCGUUCUCCUGUGCUGGGGGACUGGAGAACCUGAUCGUGCUGGAUCUGGAGGAGUACAAGUCCCGCACACACGGCGUUGCAAUGAAAGGGGUCAACAUGGACUCUCAGCAGAAGUGGAAACCGGGAGAACUGGAAUUCGAGUCUCUCAUGAGGAUGCUGGACAACCUGGGUUACCGGACGGGCUACACCUACCGGCACCCGCUGGUGCGCGACAAGCCGCGGCACAAGAGCGAGGUGGAGAUCCCGGCCACGGUGACGGCGUUCUCAUUCGACGACGACGAGGCGCCCCGCCUUCCGCUCCGCCUCCUGCAGCAGCGGCGUGAGAAGACGCGCUGGCUCAACUCGCCCAACUGCUACACCAAGGUCAACGUGGCGGACGCCGCCGGCGACGAGAUCGCCCGCAUCAGGACCAUGUGGAUGAAGUCGGAGGACGCCAGUACAAGUAUCCCCAUCCGCAUCGAGGACCCCAACCAGUUCGUCCCGCUGAACACAAAUCCCAGUGACGUUCUCGAGAAGAGAAAUAAAAUCCGAGAACAGAACCGCUACGAUAUGAUGUCAGCCGGUCCGCGGUCUCAGAAGCUGGCCGGAAUUGUGGUGGAAAGACCGCCGCCGUAUGCAGGUGGAGAUGAGGACCAGGAAGUGCCCCUCCCACCCAACCCUUUCAGUGAACUGAUGGAAUCAGAGAACGAGGACUACAAAAGGCGCCAACACCUGGGACUCCAUGCUGAGGAGGAGCAAGACCAGCUAACGUCCGACGAGGCUUCCACCUUCUCCCCGUCUGCGUCUCAAACGCAUUCACCACUAAACUCGCCUGCGAGAGAAGAGAACCACACGAACGCUCUCCUGAACGGCAAGGAUGACCACUGCAACGAGGAGGAUCUGAGCAGGGCGGUGAGCCAGCUGACCACCGGCGGUGAGGGGGUGGAGAUCUCCACCAUGCGCCCAGGCGAGAAGAUCGAGGAGGCGCGUUCUCCCGAGAGCUCGCCCUCCAAGUCGCCCAGCAAGAAGAAGAAGAAGUUCCGAACUCCGUCUUUCCUGAAGAAGAAUAAAAAGAAGGAGAAGGCAGAAGCUUAGGUCAUCAGGAGGGGGCGGAGCUACAACCCGUCUCUGCGCCUGCCCCGUCUCUGUCUGUCUCUGUCUGUCUGUUCUUUUGUGUUUGUUUUAAAGGUUUUUUUUUUUAAAAUAACAAGUCGUUAUUGGGAAAAAAAAAUACUUAGGCACAUGUUUGGGAAGGGGGAAAAAGUUAAUGAACUGGUCACGUGAGAAAUGACGCACGUUUACAAAAGUGGGUCACGUUUCGCAAGAUGUGGAGAGAGAAGUGGGCUUGCAACAGGAGAGAUCCUAGGAACCUUUCUCGAAUCCAUCUCACAUUUUGGCACGCACCCCAACCUGUACACACCUGCUACACCCUCAUCUUUGCCAAGCAAGCCCUGCAUUUGGCUCCGCUAAAUAAAAAAAAAAUUAAAAACCACCCCAUAUUUACAUAUGAAACCUCAGAGAUCCAUUUUCGUCCAUUAUGUUUCAUAAGAUUCAAUUCACUUAAACAAGAAUGAAAACUGUUUCCAGUUUGGUUUUACUACGCUUAAACCACAGGAUGGACACAGAAGACAUGAAAGACACUGGACCCUUGGGCUUUUCUCUGUCUGUCCCUCUGUGCGGUCUGAUCCUGGUCAAAGCCGCGCCUCUCUGGACAGCUCCUGCCACACAGUCCAGGUUUAAAACAAACAAUCACGUUUUAGUGAAGCAUAAUCUCAUUCUCGUUUAGUGGAGUUCACCUUUACACAUCAACUCAUCUCUUUUUGUUGUUGUUUUUUUUAAACUGAAACAUUUGGUAUUUGUCCACUCAGUUUUGUACUCAUUUCUGUACUUUUACAAAGAUAUGAAUGUUUAAGCAUGGUCUCUUUUUUUCUGAUACUAUCUAGGUUCCCACAACUGAUAACGUAGAAAUUAUUUCUCAGAUAUAUUAUAACUCGGAUUACUAAAACCACGUAUAAGAGAACUGGAUGAGUGAUGUAAUGAUAUAUUUUAUUUUUGUGCUGCACUUUUAUUGUAGUGUAUAAAAAUAUGUAUAUAUUAAAAAUAGAUGAAUUUAGCAUUAGACGGAGCCUGCGAGAGUGCAGAAAGUUGGAAAUGAGUGGCGUUUUGGAGCAGGUCGUAGUGUAGGCCGACAGUGGGCAGAGGAACGCAGUAAUGGGUCUGUGUCAUGCUGAAGGACUUGCAUGUGUAGCUUUUAUUACAGGUGACAGAUCCGCUUCCCAGAGCAAAACGAGAGCGUUUGACAGACAUGCGUUUCACGAUCUAAUCCCAAGGCGAAUGUUUACUUAGCGGUCCUCCUACGUGUCGCCCUGCCACGCUCCGCCAGGCCAAGGGAGGGAUGCGUUUGAUUUGCCUUGGCCACCAUCUAGGCGCAGGAGCCGUUUUUUAAUAGAAAAGUCGGGGGGGGGGGGGGGGAUUGGACCAAUUAUUAAUUUUUAUUUUUAUUUUUAUUUUUUUACAUGGGGGGGGGUUUAAUUGUGGAGGUGCUGGAGCUCUCUGGGGAGCCCGUGACGCGCUUUUGGAGCCGUUAACCUUACCCUGAACUCUGCCGGCCAAAGUGGUAGUCCUGUCGCCGCAGGCUGCAGUCCCGGAGCAGUGCCGUCUCUCGAGCAAUCCCAGCGAGCAAUGUGAAGCGGCCACGGCCGUGUAAAUAGCGCGUGACGUCGGACAGCGCGCGGUUUAAGCCUGACGAUGUACGGUGGUGAGAAACGGAUUAGAAACGGUGGAGUGGCAGUUUAAAAAAAAAUAAUAAUGAGUUGCUCAGACGUUUAAUGCUUCAGUUAUGCUUGUUUCGUUUUCAUAUUCGUUUUUAUGCAGUUUUGUUUUUUUUCCCUCCUCAUUGUAUCGCAGUAAUUUUUUUUAUUUUAUUUUUUUUAACGUUUACAGAGAUCUACACUUUUUAUUAACAGUUUCCAACUGGACGAAUGUGCAUUGCGUCCUGUUCCUCUCCCUCUGACCGUCAGCACCGUUUAAACUAAUGCUUCUUCUCUCAGUGUAGUUCUCCCUUCCAGAGGAAUUGUUUUACUUUGGCAUGUGACUGUGAGCCAAGCCUCGUCGUGACCUGUGAAAACGUAUAUAAAUUGUAAUCUAACGGAUUUGCCUUAGACUGUAUUGCUAAUCAGUGUAAAUUCACAAAUAAAAAGCUAUUUUGAGGGGAAAAA
Messenger RNA from Electrophorus electricus (electric eel), 4160 nucleotides. The record is from RefSeq and is a predicted model, not a curated record. Lineage: Eukaryota; Metazoa; Chordata; Actinopteri; Gymnotiformes; Gymnotidae.